UGGGUGGUCAUGCCUUUUGGCCUCACCAACGCCCCGACGACCUUUCAAGCGGCAAUGGCCAACGAGUUUCGUGCGAUGUUGGACCGGUUCGUGCUGGUCUACUUAGACGACAUUCUCGUCUGUAGCCGGACAUUGGAGGAUCAUCUUGAACACCUUCGACGAGUGUUGGAGACGUUACACCGCGCCAAGUACAAAGCCAACCGCGACAAGUGCGAAUUUGUUCGGCAAGAGCUGAAAUACUUGGGUCGUUUUGUCACACCGGAGGGCAUCAGUCCGUUGUCGGACAAGAUUCAAGUCAUCCAAGAGUGGCCGGAGCCGCGGAACGUCACGGAUGUCCGUUCGUUCCUUGGCCUUGUCGGCUACUACCAACGUUUUAUCAAGGGAUACUCGAAGAUCGCGACCCACUUGACUAAGCUUCAAGGCGAGGAUCGACCGUUUGACUUCGGAGAGGAUGCGCAGGAAUCAUUUUUGGCUCUCAAAGCCGCGCUAUUAUCUGCGGAGGUCUUGCGAAUAUACAACCCGCUACUUUUCAGGCCCUGGGUCCGGUGUCCGAUGGGUAUCUGCAACGCUCCCACGAGCUUUCAGAGAGCCAUGAAUAUGGCUUUUCAGAAUUUCGUACGGAAGACUCGUUUGGCGCAGAGCAUCAUCAACUAUUGCGUGAUUGUGUACAUGGACGACAUUCUGGUGUACUCGAGUUCCUACGAGGGAUACGUGCAGCACAUCGAAUGGGCUCUCCAUGCGCUACGAGAUGCGGGUUUCAAGGUGGCGCUUGAGAAGUGUCAGUUCUUUCUUACCACCAUUUCCUUCCUGGGACACGUGCCAGAGGCAAUUUCGGCUAUCCUUGCCCAAGUGGGACCAAGUGGACUCGAGAGCGUGGUGGAGUAUGCGUCCAAAUCGGUGCCCGCCUGCAAGCGCAACUACGCCGCUCCGGCGAUAGAAUGCUACGCGGCUCUUUGGGGAAUCAGUCACUUUCGCGCUUACCUGUACGGGCGGAAGUUCACAUUGGUAACCGAUCAUGAGCCCCUGUUGAUUCUGAAGAAAUCGAAGGAUUACUCUAGCAUGAUCGGGCGAUGGGCAACGGUGCUACAGAGCAUGGACUUUGACAUUCGUCAUUGGAAGCACGAGAGACACGGGAAUGCGGACGGAUUGACACGACUGCACCGGCCUGAGAAAGUUCCGAAGAGUGAGGAGGUGAUUUCAUGGAACGAACCCGAACAAGAGGUUGGACCUCAGUACGGCCAAGUGGAGAUCAUGUCGAAGCACCACGUGGCCAUAUCUCGGAAAUUCGGCAAGUUCGUCAUCCGCGGCUUAAUAUGGAUCUUCGGCGAUUGGCUCCGUUCUUCUGCGACGUGGACCAGCGAGCAUCCUGCGUGGAUUGAAAAUUUGGAACUGCGAAUCAUACAAGCUUGGAGAACUAACGUUGAGGGCUAUCUUCUCGGCUUUCUCGUUGGAUCGGUACGGCCGGGCCGCCGCCAGUUGAUUGCGCAGGAGCUCAUCACGAGGAUCGUGCAAUUGGCGGACGAUCUCCCGCCCGACAUCUUUUCACAAAGUGACGACAGCCCAGCUCCGUACGUUCUCGAGCGGUCAUUGGAUCCGUACCUACAAUGGACGGCGUGCUUAGAGGAGCCCAGGGACGAAGAUACUCUACCUUCCCGGCAGGAGUAUCUGAAGCCUUACGACAUCAUCCCUCACGCCUUCUAUCCGAAGGCAGAGGAAGUGGUGAUCGACGAGGACGAAGAAGACGACGACGAGGAAACGUCGAAGGAAGGGAGCUAUAGCGAGUUUAGUGAGGGCGAGCCGAGUGAAGAAGAAGAGGAGAAAGCAGAAACCGGAUCUGAAUGGGAAGCCUUGCCGGAGGAAGCGGCGCGCACGGGCACGGAGGCGGAAGAUCCGGAAGCAACCCAGCUUCCGGGAAGCAGUGGCUACGAGUCGGAAAGUCCUGUCGGGCUGACGAUAGGCUGGUCGGUUGCGCGCUUGAUCGCCACGACGGACUGUGGGAUUGGGGCGAACCGCGUCGAGUUUUACGUCGGCGGGGUGACGAUCGCAGUGGUGGGAGUUAGCACGCGACGGCCGGGAUCGUCGAUGCGGGCUACUGAUCCAGGGUGGAUGGUGACUACGAAUAUGGUGCAUUACAAGCCCCCACUCACGCGGUUUCUGGACCUUACAUCAACAGAGUAUGCCGACAUUCUCAAGCAACGUGAACUGAAGUGUUCAGAGGAGGAAGAGAUGCUUCAGGAAGUGAUCAGGAAUAUGUCCCCCCCGCCGAAUCCACCGUUGUGUUUCGAGACAACGAAUGGGACCACAUUCACUCCUUUUGAUGUUCGAGAUUUGUCCCCCCCGGGCACCAGAGUUAUGAAGGAUCUUCACCAUAAAUUGUUGCCUCCAGGUCAGCGUCUGAAGACCUCUUGUGUUCAGCUGCAGAGCCACAGACCAGGAGUUCUUCUUGGUGUGGCUACUGAUGUAAAUAUGCUUCGAAGUGUGAACGGCGAGAGCCGGUGGAAUCCGCAAGCAUACUCGGGAGUCAGAAAGAACUGGGGCCCGGAUCCCAUGGAGAGUCCUGAUUCGGUCCUAGACGUAUCGUGCGAUUGAAGCCGGCCAGAUUCAUCCGGGAAAUCCUACCUACAUUCUUCUCCCAAACACAUGACUACAUUUCGACCGAACGCAGAGGUUGUAUACAUUCAUGAGGACUAUGGGGCGCUAUCUUCGGGGCGGGGGAGGGGGGGGGGGGGGGGGGGGGGGGGGCGCGGGGGCAGCACAGGGGCCGAGGAUUGAGGUUUGUAUACCAUCUUCACCCGAAUAGAAUGUAUGUAUGGUCCCUGUCGCUGCAUACAGAUUCUAUCUAAACUGAAAGUUGCCAUUCAUACAGGUAUAAUGACCGUGCGCGUGCUCUUCGGGGGAAGAAGUUACUGUGGUAAUGAUGCCCUUAGAAGAUCCCAAUUGUAAAUUUGCUUGGACCAGCAGUACCUCCAAAAAGAGAGAAAAGUUGAAGAAAGCCGGCACUGCCACGGAUAUGCUUGCUAGUGAGAAGAAGCUGGCGGCCCUAGUGCUAGGAAUCG
Molecule: messenger RNA, 3056 nt
Organism: Chara braunii
Lineage: Eukaryota; Viridiplantae; Streptophyta; Charophyceae; Charales; Characeae
Source: the annotation of a GenBank genome assembly